AUGGCCUCUGGGGAGCUCUGUAGCCAGUAUGACCUACAGAUGCUCACCAGCAACUCUUCAAGCCCUUCAGAGCGAGGAUGUCCAAACUGCCAGCUCAUCCUGCCCACCUCUGUCACUACAGCAGCACUCUCAGCGGGGGCCCUGGAGGAGGGAGCCGGCCACCCUGGCUGGGGAGUCCUAGGGCAGCAGAGAGGAGUCACGGGUAGCGGGGAGGAGGCUCUCAGUGACAAGGAGACAGCUCAGGGGCAGAAGGUGACCGAGCGGGGGACCAUAGCUGCCCUGCAGUCCUCAGCAAGGGUGCUGAUGCAGGGGGCAGAGGCUGCCCAUGGCAGGCCAGCCAGCCAGCCAGGCCCUUGUGCUGAUGUGGACCGUGUGUUUUUCAUCAUCAAAGAGAGCUUCCUGCUGUACUACUCUGAGAGUGAAAAAAAGAGCUUUGAAACCAAUAAAUACUUCAACAUCCAUCCUAAGGGCGUGAUCCCUCUUGGGGGCUGUCUGGUGGAGCCCAAGGAAGAGCCCAGCAUGCCAUAUGCCAUGAAGAUCUCCCACCAAGACUUCCACGGGAAUGUCUUGCUGGCUGCCGAGUCUGAGUUCGAGCAGACCCAGUGGCUGGAGAUGCUGCAGGAGUCUGGGAAGGUGACCUGGAAGAAUGCCCAGCUGGGAGAAGCCAUGAUCAAAAGUCUGGAGGCCCAGGGGCUGCAGUUGGCUAAAGAAAAGCAGGAGUAUUUAGACAAACUGAUGGAGGAGACGGAGGAGCUGUGUCUGCAGAGGGAGCAGAGAGAGGAGCUUGAGCGCCUUAACCAGGUGCUGGAGGCCGAGAAGCAGCAGUUCGAGGAGGUGGUGCAGGAGCUGAGAACGGAGCAGGAGCAGAUCAAGAGGGAACUGGAGCUAACUGCAAGGUGCCUCAAGGGUGUGGAACAAGAGAAGAAAGAACUGAGGCACCUUACAGAGUCCUUGCAGCAGACACUGGAGGAGCUCUCCUUAGAGAAGAAGAAGACACUGGAGCUGCUGGAGGAGAAUGAGAAGCAGCUGCAGACCCCGGCCGACCCGAGAGAGCAGCCUCCUCCCCACGGGGGACUUCACAGCAAUCUGAGGCACAUCGAGGAGAAGAUGCAGCAGCUGCUGGAGGAGAAGCUGCUGGCGGAGAGGCGCAUGAAGGAAAAUGAGGAACGCUCACGGGCCCUGGAGGAGGAGCGUGAGUUCUACUCCAGCCAGUCCCAGGCGCUACAGAACUCACUGCAGGAGCUGACAGCCGAGAAGCAGCAGGCAGAGCAGGAGCUCAAGGCUGAGGUGAAGGUCCGCAUGGACCUGGAGCGGCGGCUGCGGGAGGCCGAAGGGGCCUUGCGGAGCCUGGAGCAGGGGCUCAACUCCAAGGUGCGAAAUAAGGAGAAGGAGGAGAGGAUGAGGGCAGACGUGAGCCACCUGAAGAGGUUCUUUGAGGAGUGCAUCCGUAAUGCCGAACUGGAGGCCAAGAUGCCUGUGAUCAUGAAGAACUCUGUGUACAUCCACAAGGCGGCCACACGCCGCAUCAAGAGCUGCCGCUUCCACCGGCGCCGCUCCAGCACCUCCUGGAGCGACAUGAAGCCGUCCCAGUCCUUCAUGAACUCCCAGCUGGAAGCCAACAACCUGGAGGAACUGAAGGAGGUGGCCAGGCGGCUGAGCAGGGACCAGCGCUUCCGCGAGUCCAUCUACCACAUCAUGGCCACCCAGCCCGGAGCCCCUGCCGCCCUCUCCCGGGGUGGGAAGUGAGGGGUGCUCUGCCCCUGUCCCCCAGUCUCUCCU
This is a messenger RNA of Carlito syrichta (Philippine tarsier), 1779 nucleotides long. It is a transcript of the gene PLEKHD1, whose product is annotated as pleckstrin homology and coiled-coil domain containing D1. The transcript is spliced from 16 exons. The coding region runs from base 1 to 1746 and encodes 581 amino acids. Lineage: Eukaryota; Metazoa; Chordata; Mammalia; Primates; Tarsiidae. The record is from RefSeq and is a predicted model, not a curated record.